Molecule: messenger RNA, 1366 nt
Organism: Aspergillus saccharolyticus JOP 1030-1
Lineage: Eukaryota; Fungi; Ascomycota; Eurotiomycetes; Eurotiales; Aspergillaceae
Exons: 3
Coding region: 89-1063 (324 amino acids)
Source: RefSeq, a predicted model, not a curated record
GCACGGGCGUGCAGCACACAGACAUCAGCCAGAGGGAAGAAGAGUUCGCAUUAGAACAGGAUUAAAGCCAGACCUAUCUUAACGCUCCAUGGAACAUUCCACACCUUACUCACAACCCUCGCCGCCGUCCUCGGUGGCAGACCAGACCUGGGAUAAAGCUCUCAUAGAGGACCCCGCCUACGCUUCCCAAAUCCUCGAUGAUGAGAUAAAUGAUGCCAGCUCUUUGCCAGCACGUCUCAUUCGACUGGCACGCCUUGUGUCCGAAAGCAACUUGAGACCUCUAACAGACUCUACCACACUACACCAAUACGUCGAAAAGAUAGAAGACCUGCUCGAUCCACGUCCGGCCUUGUCACAGGAAAUCGCGCGUUGUCGUCCGCGUGCCUCAUCCCGACCACCCAGCCCGGAAAGCUCUCCACGAAGCCCACAUAUAAAUUCUCGGGGCAUACCAUUACCGUCCACAGCAGAUCCCGUCGCUUCUGUCCAGGAAAUAUCGCAUUCCCAGCUCAAGAGUCUACUCGGCGAAAUUACAACGAUGAAGGCAGAAUUCAGUGAACGCCGUAAAGAGUCGCUUGAGAUCCACAGCUUGCUCAUUCAAGAGCGCCAGGCGCUGAACCGGAGAUUGUCAGAGCUAGAUGAGGAGAUACAUGAGCUCCGUAAUGAUAUUCUCGAAGAUUCAGCGGAACGAGAGGCCAUGCAAGGAACGAUCAACGGGCUGGAGAUUUGGUUGGAUGACUGGCAUAAGCACCACAUGUUAGCCGUGGCGGAGAGACCCACCAUGAAAUAUCAACGAAAGAGUCAACGGCGCUGGACAAGGUGUUCCAAGGAAGAACAAUAUAGUACCGACGGUGAUGUGCUUUUUGAGGGUAUCGCAGCAUGGAUGAGGGGCUGGAAGGACGUCGAGGAGGGUUUCCAGAACCGACAGAGAGGUCGCCACCUGAGAAGGGAACAAAGACGAAAAGAACAAAUGCAAAAGGCAGAAGGACCGUUCCUAAAGAAGGGUGAAUUGAUGGGAUUAGGGCUCACUGCUCUAGAGGAAAUGGACAAUAAAUUGGGAAACUAAGCUCCUGCGAUGCUACCCAGAGCAGAGAUGCCAGAGGUUCUGAGGGAGUUGUUGCCCCACAAAGCUGAAACCAGGCGGCGCGCACUUGCGCCGGAUCAUUCGACCAAAAAACAAAUGGUACAAAGCGAGGAAAAGAAAUGAAGCCACAAGAGCCACCGUUAUCAUCCCGCAAAAUCGCCAACCGCCGCUUUUGCUGCCUGAAAUCCAACCUGCGCCGUUUAUCUAAUCCACGUGUUUAGCGAAUCAAAAACUAUCAUUAUGUAGUAUAGCUGUGAGGAUGUAAUCUGUAGACGUGAUAGGUGC